AUGGAGCAGGAGUGUGUCACCGGUCUGUACCAAUCCCUGGGACUGUCUGUCGGAGCUCAGUUUUCCUCUAAGGAUGUGAGCCUGCUCUACCGCAAAGUGUUUCAUAUCCCCUCCAACAAUGAUGAGGCACAUGUGGCCAUGCAGAAGAUUGCAGGAGGUGAUAACAGUUGGUCCUGUGUUGGUGAAAAUGUGUUGGAUGUUCUCCUGGAAAUGGAAAGGGAGAGGGAAAAGAAGGAGAAGCUCUACUGGGACCUCCAGCUGCUAAAUGCUGGAAAUCUCAACACUUUCAAUGGGACGGAUGAACCACUUAUCAUCGAUCCUCAUGUGCUGGAUUGCCUCCACCACAGCACAGACCCAAAUACUUACAAAAAAGUGGUGGGGAAAAAAGAGCUGUUUGGGAGUGUGAGAGGAGUGAAGAGGAUCAAGAAGGCAGCUAGGCAGUGCUGGGCCAGACUGGCAUCAGAGGGUGUGCAGAGUAUAUUGCCCUCUCCCUGGCAGAGCCAAAGCCUAGCAGUUAGAGGUCAGGCCUGGGGCUGUGUCUCCCUGUCAGACGUCCUCCUCCUGGUGGAAGUCAAGUACGAUGUUGUGACCCACUUGCUUUACACAGAAAUGCUACAGGAGCACUACACUCUGAGUAUCUGGGAGACCCUGCUGCCAUGGCAACAAUGUAAGGAAGAGGAGGGGCUGGGGGAUCUUGCAGAAGAGGCUCUGGAGUCAGGUGACAUGCUUGGUUUGGCUGAGCUGCCAGGAGCAUUCAGGAUAUACAGGCCCUGCCUGAAAAACUGUCCUGAGUCUUGGUCUGCCGUUUCACUUCUGAAUGAUUCACACACGUUUCGUCAACAAGAAAGGGACGCACUAACAGUCCUGGGCAAGAGGCUGGACAGAGAGAGCCUGAGACUGUUGUGUCUGUACAUCAGUUUGGCAACUCUCAGAGCUCAGAGAGAAAACAUGUCCUACGGCGCUCUUCUGGCAGCUCGGCAGUCCUGGGAGACAUGGCCACAUGUGACGAGUCCCUGCAGAGCAGAGCACGCAGCUCUGUGGCUACAUGAUGACAAGGAGGAGCAAAAGAAGGACUUCUCUUCUGUCUCAGUAUCACCACAGCAGCAGGCAGUGCUGCAGUUGCUGGUGCUGACUCAGGAGCAGGAGAGGAAGCACCUGGUCAAGUUGGCAAAUGGGGUCUCCGUAGAGGAUUUGCAAGAGCCAGGUUGCACGGUGCCUGCAAAAGAGGAUAAUCAUCAACAAGCUGCUUUCAGAAGUGGCUGUAUCAAAAAGCUGAGGCAAAUCCAUGCCAGUCUGCAGACACCCAAUGAGACUCAAACCCCCUUAAAGCAAACAAGCUUUCAGGCACAGCCCCAAGUUCAGGCCCACAUAAGCAGUAAUCCAGCAAUGUGGUACCAACACCAGCUGCAGGAUUCUUCCCUGCUCCUCUUGACCCAGCUGAUGGAGCUCCAGGAGGUCCAAGCUUCUGCAUUACUGCCAGCACUGAUUGACAAGAGUGCACAGUGGCUCCACGCUCUAAGAGAUGAGUAUGCAUCUGAACUUCAAGCACCACGCUACACCAACCUACUCCACCUGAUCUCAGACACCCCUCUUACUUCACUCACUCCUUAUCCAGAGUUAACCGAAAAUAGCAGCAGUGAGCAAAUCACAGCUCAGUCCUGCCGCAGUGGACUGGACGAUGCUCAAAAUGGCACCGGUGGGCCGGCUGAAGCUCCAACAGUGGAUUCAAUCAGAGGGGCCGGUAGAGAACUAAAUGUGGUGCAACCUGCAGAGCGGACCGAUGUCUGUGCAGGUUGUGGAGUGGUCAUGGAAGACCUGCCCUACUUGGAGAUCUUGUGUGUAUCAGAUGCAACAAGUAAUACCCAUCAGAGUCUCGCUGCAGACGGAGAAGCCCAGGAGGAAGAGGUGGGCAGUACAACAAAGAGCCCCCAGAGUUAUGAAAAACAGGGCUCACUGAUCGCCCUCGCUUGGAGCAAACCACCAGAGGAUGACACCGACUGUGAGGCUGCAGUCAGAGGCACGGGACAGAGACAGGGUGUACAGCCAAGUGACACAAGCAGCACAGCUGGGCACACACAGAGUGAGGAGACGUCAGGAGAGAGUGACAGAGAGGAGAUGAAACCCACAGGUCAUCCUUGCAGCACAGCAGGACAGUUGACCUUGGAGGAGAGAGCAGCUGAUCAACCAGGGGAGAGAGAACCUGAAUGUGACCUGCAAACACAUGCUUUGGUAGCAGAGACCGUGCAGGAUUUACACGCACAUCUCUUGGUUGACCCUGCUGAGAUGAAGCAGCAUGCUGGUGACUUCUGCUUUGAACUGACCCAUGAGACAGCUAAUGCAGACAGAGAAGUGCUUGGGGAGGAAAUGUGUCCAACUGCAACAGAGUCAGAGCUGUGGGAUCUGAGAGGGCCUGACUCUGCCCAUGCUGAGGCCCUGAAAUAUAAUACAUCAGCCACGGUUGACUGUGGCCCUGCAAAAAGGGAGGCCACACUGAUGGAGAGAGAACGAACAACAGAACCAGUCUCUGCGCUGGAGAGAGAAAGGACAAUGCGCAACCUGGUGGACAUGCAAAGAAAGGUCGAACAGAGGCAGCAGAGAGACAGAGAGAGACAGCUGCUGAGGGUUCAGGAGCGGCUGUCGAUCAUCCAAAACAGGAAGGCAGAGGAAGACUUACUCGGCCUGAAACACACAGACAGGCUGCGGCACCUCACACAAGAUCUACCACAGGAGGAUAAGAAUCAGCAGAAGACAGUUGUUAGAGAGCGGCUGGAGCAGCUGAGAAGAGAGCGCUCAUAUGUCAUGCAGUCCAAACGUGACCGGAAUACUGCAGGAUUUAAGGAACUCCUGGGUCCAGUAGCUCUCCACAGCAGAGACACAGAUGAUGGAGCAGACUGAGAAACUACAGCUGCUUGAAUUUAUGUCUAAUUAAAGCACCAGGACUAUAUCCCCUGGUUCGACACCUGGUGCUUGGUCAGCCUCCCCAGAGAAUGUGAUCUUCUGUCCAUGUCUCAUGCCUUUGUCUACAUGCACCUCCAGAAGCUUGGUCUCCUUACACACCUUAUGACCUUCA
Epinephelus fuscoguttatus (brown-marbled grouper) is the source of this 3070-nucleotide messenger RNA. RefSeq lists its product as uncharacterized. The transcript has 19 exons. Bases 1 to 2895 code for a protein of 964 amino acids. Lineage: Eukaryota; Metazoa; Chordata; Actinopteri; Perciformes; Serranidae. The record is from RefSeq and is a predicted model, not a curated record.